UUAAAUAUGUUCGUCACUCUAGUUGGUAUUCUCUCUAUCCUGGCUAUCGAGUUCUUUGUUAACGAAUAAGGAUCUUUUAAGAUACGCCGGAUCCGCUAAAAUACGCCGAUCCCCGUUCGUCUUCCGAUCAUAUGGGGCUGCUUGACCAGUUGUGGGAUGAUACCGUUGCGGGUCCCCGACCCGAUAAUGGUCUCGGCAAGCUCCGAAAGCACUCCACUUUCACUUUCCGGCCUAACUCUGCCAAGGAAUCGGAUGGCGGGAGUGUAAGAUCGUACGGUGAUGAAGCGCCGGAGGAAGCGACGAGAGUGACACGUAGUAUUAUGAUCGUAAAACCGCCUGGUUACCAGAGCGGAUCGCCUCCGGUUUCGCCGGCCGGAUCGACCCCUCCGGUAUCUCCUUUUUCCGGAGGCAGAGAAUCAUAUCGGUUUCGGAGAAGGUCCACAUCGGAUGCAUUCGAGAAGGCUAACGAGGUUGGACCAAGGAGCCCUCGUCCUCCUUACGACGUGUGAGAUAUGAGUCCUCUCCCAUAUUUGGCGACAAAUCAAAUGGGUUUUGGUACUGUUUGCAUGCUUAGGUCUUUCAAAUGUGUAACUUAUAGUGUAGUAUGGGGUAAUGUAUGCAAGAAUGUAGUCUGGUGUAUAUAGAGCUUGUAAUAGUACGGUUCGGCCGUUGUUUGUCGGAAUAAGAUUUCGGUGUUGGUUUCUCUUUUGCUUAUAUGGAUCUUAAAACUGUAAUUUUAUGUUUUGGUGGGUGUGUGGAGCCAGGGUUAUAAUAGUGGAUGAUGAAUGUGACGGUGUUUGCUAAAGGUAGAACAGAUACGAGCGGUGGUGGUGGAUGCAAUGGGGGUUAGUGGGGGCUUAUUGAUGAUUAAUGUCGUGGAAUUUGGUAUUGUCAAAAUCUGUCUUUGUGGGAUCAAUUUGGUUGUAUGAUUGGGAUAUGAAAAUGGAAAUGUCUGUUACUGCUUAUUUACGUAA
Molecule: messenger RNA, 974 nt
Organism: Gossypium arboreum
Lineage: Eukaryota; Viridiplantae; Streptophyta; Magnoliopsida; Malvales; Malvaceae
Product: dormancy-associated protein homolog 3
Exons: 3
Coding region: 132-509 (125 amino acids)
Source: RefSeq, a predicted model, not a curated record